CCUCUUUCUUUCCCCCCUCUCUCUCUCCACACACGCGCGCCAAUCCUCACCCUCGGUGUCAGAGACAAGCUACUAAAGGGCCUCUUCUUCUUCAUCUUCUUCAUCUUCUCCACCUCUUCCAACUCGAGAUAUUAUUGGGAUUCAGUUCUCAGUGAUUUUCAAGCCAAUAAAACUCAGCCAACCAAGCAAAACUUCGAAAGAGGAUUGCCUGAUCUACCAACAGACGGACUACGGACAACACGAACGGACAACCGACAAAACAAAGAGAUUACUUUCACAACCCUUUCUCUGUUCUAGGAGAGUUGGACAUAAGGAACCCUUUGUUCAACCAAACCCAAGCUCGAACCGUACGACUACGCUCGAUCCUUUCGAAACUCCGCAAAGCCAACAACCCAACACACCACAACCACCACCAACGAACGCACCAAGCUUCACACGCCCACCACAACCCACGAAGAAAAACGACUCACAGGCCCACCAACCCGACACACGCCGUGCCUUUAACUAGCCAUGGCUUCCACCACCACCACCACCGCGCCCCCCCCGCAGUUCGCCUUCCGCACCCUCAAGGAAAUCGGCCUCACCGACGCCGCGCCCCUCUACGCGUCCGUGCCCGGCUUCACGCGCCCCCAGGGAAACUCGCGCUGCUGCAUCUACUCGCCCUGCGGACGCUACUUCGCCUGGGCCGCCGUCGAGGGCGUGCACGUCGUUGACUCGGCCACUGGCGCUCCGGUUGCAGAGCUGCCCGUCCCGAACGUCUAUGAGCUCGCCUUCUCGCCGCGCGGAUCGUAUGUUAUUACGUGGGAGCGCCCGAGCAAGGACGAGGCGGGCGAUGCGGUCAAGAACUUGAAGGUGUGGCGGACGAUUGAGGAGGGGGAGCGCACGGUGCUGGGUCGCUGGGUGCAGAAGAGUCAGACGGGGUGGAAUUUGCAGUAUACCGCUGAUGAGAAGUACUGCGCGCGCGUUGUGACAAAUGAGGUGCAGUUCUAUGAGAGCCAUGAGUUGGCCGUGCCGUGGAACAGGCUGAGGGCCGAGGGUGUGGCAGAUUUUGCCUUGUCGCCGGGGAACAAUAAUUCGGUGGCUGUCUUUAUCCCACAGCGCAAGGGCCAACCCGCCGCAGUCAAGGUAUUCAAUGUGCCUCAGUUCGGCACCGCCGUGUCACAAAAGACCUUCUUCAAGGGCGACAAAGUGCAGCUGAAGUGGAACGCCCUCGGCACGACACUCAUCGUGCUCGCACAGACCGAGGUCGACAAGACCGGCAAGAGCUACUACGGCGAGACGACGCUGUACGUUCUCAGCGCCAACGGCGGCUUCGACUCGCGCAUCACUCUCGACAAGGAGGGCCCCAUCCACGACGUCACCUGGUCGCCCAACUCGCGCGAAUUCGGCGUCGUCUACGGUUACAUGCCCGCCAAGACGACCAUCUUCAACACCCGCGCCGUGGCAACGCACUCCUUCCCGCUCGGGCCGCGUAACACGAUCCUUUUCUCGCCCACCGGGCGCUUCGUGCUCGUCGCCGGCUUCGGCAACCUCGCGGGCCAGGUGGACGUCUACGAUCUGAGCAAGGAUUACCGUAAGCUCACGACCAUCGAGUCCGGCAACCCCAGCGUCUGCGAAUGGAGCCCCGACGAGCGCUUCCUCCUCACCGCGACGACAUCCCCACGUCUCCGCGUCGACAACGGAAUCCGCAUCUACCACGUCGCCGGGUCCAUCGUCUACAACGAAGACAUGGUGGAACUCUACCACGUCGCAUGGCGCCCGUCCCUCCCGGGCCCCAACACGGUCUCCAACCCGCUCGCGCCAGUCCCGCAACACUCGUCCGCGGCGCAGUACCUCACCACCGUGAAAACCCCCUCCAAGCCCGCUGGCGCCUACCGCCCCCCCGGAGCCCGCGGGACCAGCACUCCCCUCCACUUCAAGCGCGAAGACGAGGGCGGCGCCGCACACACCGUCAGCAACGGGACCUCCCUCGUCAGCGCCCCCGUCUUCGGCCACCAAGGCCCGCGCGCGCGCCGCGCUGUUCCAGGCGCGGAACUGGUUGAGGCGGCCCCAGCUGCGGGUGCGGAGGAUGAGAAUCUCAGCAAGGCGGCGCUGAAGAAUAAGAAGAAGCGCGAGGCGAAGAAGGCGAAGGAGGCGGAGAUUAAGGCUGGUGGCGGGGCGCCGGCUGUGCCGCCUGGAUUCGAGGGAGUUGCUGCCGGCGGGGGUGCGCAGAGGGCGAAUGGUAAUGCGAAUGGCAAUGCCAACGGCGGUCGCGGGGCUGGGCGUAAUACCCCUGCGGCUGGGACUGCUGCGGCGCCGUCUACGCCUGCCCGUCGCGCGCCCGCUGCUGCUGCGGCGGCGGUGCCGGUGCCGGAGCCGGUGGUGGUGGUGGAGGAGGUGCUGAGCCCGGGAGGCGGGUCGGCGCAUGCGAAGAAGCUGAGGGGGUUGCAGAAGAAGAUGAGGGCGAUUGAGGAGUUGGAGAUGAGACUUGCGGGGGGGGAGAGGCUAGAGGAUACGCAGAUGAGGAAGAUUGGGACGAAGGCUAGUGUGGUUAAGGACCUGGAGGGGUUGGAAGGGGGGGUUUAG
Molecule: messenger RNA, 2565 nt
Organism: Pseudogymnoascus destructans
Lineage: Eukaryota; Fungi; Ascomycota; Leotiomycetes; Thelebolales; Thelebolaceae
Exons: 2
Coding region: 511-2565 (684 amino acids)
Biological process (GO): translational initiation
Cellular component (GO): cytosolic small ribosomal subunit
Molecular function (GO): mRNA binding; protein binding; ribosome binding
Source: RefSeq, a predicted model, not a curated record